AAGAUUUUAGUUUGGCUGUUGCGUUGUCUGAUGAAAUGUGUGAUGUGAAUUUUCGCUUAAAUUUUGUAUAUUUACGUGAAAUAUGUAGUGUUUAGUGUAUAAAUUCUCGAUUAAAAUUACCGCUGUAGUGUUACAGUAUAGUUUAUUUCUUAGUGGAGUCGUUUCAUGGUGUGAAUCGGUACUCUGAAACGGUUCCGUUGGGCGACUAAUCAUGGCUGACUCGAAGGCUCCGCUGCGGACCGUAAAACGGGUCCAAUUCGGUAUUCUGUCACCCGAUGAAAUCCGUCGUAUGUCAGUCACCGAAGAGGGCAUCAAGUUUGCCGAAGUCAUGGAAGGAGGGCGUCCAAAAUUGGGUGGUUUAAUGGAUCCUCGUCAAGGUGUCGUGGACCGAACAUCGAGAUGUAAAACUUGCGCUGGUAAUAUGACCGAAUGCCCUGGUCAUUUUGGCCACAUCGAUUUAGCCAAACCCGUAUUCCACAUAGGCUUCGUUACGAAAACAAUCAAGAUAUUGCGAUGUGUUUGUUUCUAUUGUUCUAAAUUACUCGUUAGCCCUAGUCAUCCCAAAGUAAAAGAAAUCGUAAUGAAAACCAAAGGUCAACCUCGUAAAAGAUUAGCGUUCGUUUACGAUCUAUGUAAAGGUAAAAAUAUUUGCGAAGGUGGAGAUGAAAUGGAUUUAAAUCGGGAAAACGUAGACGACCCGAAUCCGCAACAACCUCGUAAACAAGGACACGGUGGUUGUGGUAGAUACCAACCUAUAUUCAGACGUACCGGAUUAGAAAUAACAGCCGAAUGGAAACACGUUAAUGAAGAUUCGCAAGAGAAAAAGAUCCCUCUGAGUGCCGAACGAGUACACGAAAUUUUCAAACAUAUUAUCGACGAAGAGUGUAUUAUUUUGGGUAUGGAUCCGAGAUACGCGCGUCCCGAUUGGAUGAUCGUUACCGUACUGCCUGUUCCUCCGUUACCAGUUCGACCUGCUGUUGUUAUGUUUGGAUCUGCUCGGAAUCAGGAUGAUAUAACUCAUAAGCUAUCCGAUAUAAUUAAAUGUAACAAUGAACUUGUAAGAAACGAACAAGCCGGUGCUGCUGCUCACGUUAUUGCCGAAAAUAUCAAAAUGUUGCAAUUUCACGUCGCCACAUUGGUCGAUAACGAUAUGCCUGGGUUGCCUAGAGCUAUGCAGAAAUCAGGCAAACCGUUGAAAUCGAUAAAAGCUCGACUCAAGGGUAAAGAAGGGAGAAUUCGAGGUAAUUUGAUGGGUAAACGUGUGGAUUUCUCAGCUCGUACUGUAAUCACACCUGAUCCUAAUUUACGUAUCGAUCAAGUCGGUGUGCCUCGUUCGGUGGCACAGAACAUGACAUUCCCUGAGAUUGUUACGCCGUUUAAUAUUGAUAAUAUGUUACAAUUGGUGAAACGAGGUAACUCUCAUUACCCCGGUGCCAAAUACAUCAUACGAGAUAACGGUGAAAGAAUUGAUCUACGUUUCCAUCCAAAACCAUCCGAUUUGCAUUUACAAUGCGGCUACAAAGUAGAAAGACAUAUUCGAGAUGGUGAUCUAGUCAUAUUUAAUCGUCAGCCUACGUUACAUAAAAUGAGUAUGAUGGGUCAUCGUGUAAAAGUUCUGCCUUGGUCAACUUUUCGUAUGAAUCUUAGUUGCACAUCUCCUUAUAACGCUGAUUUCGACGGCGAUGAGAUGAACUUACACGUACCUCAGUCGAUGGAGACGCGAGCUGAGAUCGAGAAUAUUCACAUAACACCGCGUCAAAUCAUUACGCCUCAGGCUAAUCGACCUGUUAUGGGUAUUGUACAAGAUACUUUGACGGCUGUGCGUAAAAUGACGAAACGAGACGUGUUUUUGGAAAAAGAACAAAUGAUGAAUAUUCUGAUGCAUUUACCGAGCUGGAAUGGUAAAAUGCCCAUACCAUGUAUUUUGAAACCGAAACCGUUGUGGUCUGGUAAACAGAUCUUCUCUUUGAUUAUUCCCGGAAACGUAAACAUGAUCAGAACUCACUCGACUCAUCCUGAAGAAGAAGAUGCCGGACCAAAUAAAUGGAUCUCCGUUGGAGACACCAAAGUAGUCGUCGAACACGGUGAACUAAUUAUGGGUAUUUUGUGUAAGAAAACCCUCGGUGCUUCAGCUGGUUCGUUGUUGCAUAUUUGUUGGCUGGAAUUGGGACACGAAGAUUGUGGUAUUUUCUACGGUAAUAUUCAAACCGUGGUCAAUUACUGGCUGUUGUACGAAGGUCACUCGAUUGGUAUUGGUGACACUAUUGCUGAUCCUCAAACGUAUCAAGAGAUCCAGAAAGCUAUUAAAAAAGCCAAAGACGAUGUAAUAGAGGUGAUUGCCAAAGCCCAUAAUAUGGAAUUGGAACCUACGCCUGGUAACACGCUUAGGCAAACUUUCGAAAAUCAGGUCAACAGAAUUCUGAACGAUGCUCGUGACAAAACUGGAGGUUCUGCUAAAAAAUCGUUAACCGAGUACAAUAAUUUAAAGGCUAUGGUGGUAGCCGGAUCCAAAGGUUCAAAUAUUAAUAUUUCUCAGGUUAUUGCUUGCGUGGGUCAACAGAACGUUGAAGGUAAACGUAUUCCUUUUGGAUUCCGUAAACGAACGUUACCUCAUUUCAUCAAAGAUGAUUACGGUCCUGAAUCUAGAGGAUUCGUAGAAAAUUCCUAUCUGGCCGGUUUGACUCCUUCGGAAUUCUUCUUUCACGCUAUGGGAGGUCGUGAAGGUCUUAUCGAUACUGCUGUAAAAACAGCCGAAACUGGAUACAUCCAACGUCGUUUGAUAAAGGCUAUGGAGUCUGUUAUGGUCCAUUACGAUGGCACAGUUCGUAACUCGGUCGGCCAACUUAUUCAGUUACGUUACGGUGAAGACGGUUUGUGCGGAGAAAUGGUAGAGUUCCAGGCCAUAAACACCAUUCAACUUUCGCACCGGAAAUUCGAAGAGAAAUAUCGAUUCGAUCCGUCUAACGAAAGGCAUUUACGAAGGGUUUUCAACGAAGACGUAGUUCGCGAAUUAAUGGGCAGUGGUGAAGUUAUCGCUGAACUGGAGAAAGAAUGGGCUCAGUUGACCAUGGAUCGUGAAAAUCUACGUGAAAUUUUCCCCUCCGGCGAGAACAAAGUCGUAUUGCCUUGUAAUCUCAAACGUAUGAUAUGGAACGCUCAGAAAAUCUUCCAUAUCAAUAAACGUGUACCUACCGAUUUGAAUCCACUGAAAGUUAUUCAAGGUGUAAAAGAAUUGCUGGAUAAAUGCGUUAUCGUGGCCGGAGAAGAUGUGCUUAGCAAGCAAGCCAACACAAACGCUACGCUUUUGUUCCAAGGAUUGAUAAGAUCCACUUUAUGUACGAAACUAGUCUCAGAAAAAUAUCGUCUGUCUUCCGAAGCAUUCGAAUGGUUAAUCGGUGAAAUCGAACAUAGAUUCCAUCAAGCUCAGGUACAACCUGGUGAAAUGGUGGGAGCAUUGGCUGCCCAAAGUUUAGGAGAACCGGCCACGCAGAUGACACUGAAUACUUUCCAUUUUGCUGGUGUGUCUUCGAAGAACGUAACCUUGGGUGUACCCAGAUUGAAGGAAAUUAUCAAUAUCAGUAAAAAACCAAAGGCUCCGUCAUUGACGGUAUUCUUGACCGGUGCAGCAGCUCGUGACGCAGAGAAAGCUAAAAACGUAUUGUGUCGUCUGGAACAUACCACAUUAAGAAAGGUUACCGCUAAUACGGCCAUUUACUACGAUCCGGAUCCUGAAAACACUGUCAUCAAGGAAGAUCAAGAGUUCGUUAACGUUUACUACGAAAUGCCGGAUUUCGAUCCGACCAGAAUAUCGCCUUGGUUGUUGCGUAUUGAAUUGGAUCGUAAACGAAUGACAGAUAAAAAAUUAACUAUGGAAGCGAUCUCGGAAAAAAUCAACGCUGGAUUCGGCGAAGACUUGAAUUGUAUAUUUAACGACGAUAACGCCGAGAAGCUUAUCUUACGAAUACGUAUCAUGAACAGCGAAGACAGUAAAUUACACGAUGGCGAAGAGAAUCUCGAUAAAAUGGAAGACGACAUGUUUUUGAGAUGUAUCGAAGCGAAUAUGUUAUCAGACAUGACCCUACAAGGUAUCGAAGCCAUCAGCAAAGUAUACAUGCAUUUACCUCAAACUGAUUCCAAGAAACGUAUCAUUAUCACCGAAAGCGGAGAAUUCAAAGCUAUUGCUGACUGGUUGCUGGAAACUGACGGUACCAGUUUAAUGAAGGUGUUGAGUGAACGAGACGUAGACCCUGUCAGAACAUUUUCGAACGACAUUUGCGAAAUAUUCUCGGUUUUGGGUAUCGAAGCUGUACGUAAAUCGGUAGAAAAAGAAAUGAACGUCGUGUUGUCGUUUUACGGUCUGUACGUAAACUAUCGUCAUUUGGCUUUGCUUUGCGACGUAAUGACUGCCAAAGGUCACUUGAUGGCUAUCACACGUCACGGUAUCAAUAGGCAGGAUACUGGUGCUUUGAUGAGAUGUUCAUUCGAAGAAACGGUCGAUGUGUUGAUGGAUGCUGCAUCUCACGCGGAAGUCGAUCCGAUGAGAGGAGUGUCGGAAAAUAUCAUCAUGGGUCAAUUACCUCGUAUGGGUACUGGUUGUUUCGAUUUACUGCUGGAUGCUGAAAAAUGUAAAGACGCUUUAGAAAUACCGAUCGGUCCAGUGGAUGCGGAAGGAGCUUUGUAUUUGGGCGAAUCGACACCUUCAUCGAGUAUGCAAGCAACUCCUUGGUCGAGUUCCGGAAGUCCGGGAUAUGGCGUGCCUUGGUCACCGAGUGCCAGCGGCAUGACCCCAGGUGGCCCGAGUUUCUCACCGGCCAGCACUUCGGACGGUAGCGGAAUGUCACCAGGGUACGGAGCCUGGAGUCCUACACCAGGCAGUCCCAGCUCACCUGGAUUAUACGCAGCUAGCCCGAUGCAAGGAUUCUCGCCCGGAUAUUCACCGUCGAGUCCGGCGUAUUUGCCAGCGUCUCCCAGCAUGACGCCGACCAGUCCGAACUACUCUCCUACGUCGCCGAAUUAUUCCCCCACGUCUCCUACGUAUUCGCCGACAUCGCCGCAGUACUCGCCGUCGCACGGAUACUCGGCUUCAGGAUCGCCAGGAUAUUCACCUACGUCUCCGAAGUACUCGCCGACGUCUCCGUCGUAUUCUCCUACUUCACCUUCUUAUUCACCGACGUCUCCUUCGUAUUCGCCUACUUCGCCGUCUUAUUCGCCGACGUCGUUGUCUUACAGUCCGACGUCGCCUUCGUAUUCUCCGACUUCUCCAUCGUACAGUCCUACUUCUCCGUCGUACUCGCCGACGUCUCCGUCUUACUCUCCUACGUCGCCAUCGUUCUCACCGGCGUCUCCGUCGUAUUCUCCGACUUCGCCGUCGUAUUCGCCCACCAGUCCGAUGUAUUCGCCUACGUCUCCGUCGUACUCGCCGACAUCUCCAUCAUAUUCACCUACAAGUCCGACGUAUUCGCCUACAUCGCCAUCUUACACACCGGCGAGUCCAUCUUAUUCGCCGACUUCACCAUCGUACUCUCCGUCAUCGCCGCAGUACUCUCCGGCCAGUCCUUCUUAUUCGCCUUCGUCUCCCAACUACUCUCCGACGUCUCCUUCGUACUCACCUACAUCGCCGAGCUUCAUCUCGUCUCCGAGUUACCCAUCAUCACCGCAGUACUCUCCGGCCAGUCCGAAUUUCUCAUCGACGUCGCCGACAUAUUCACCAUCGUCGCCUUCGUACUCGCCUACGUCGCCUCAGCACAUAUCCAGCUCGAGGUAUUCGCCUUCGUCACCCAACUAUUCACCUACCUCACCGUCGUAUUCGCCGACUAGCCCGCAAUAUUCGCCCUCUAGUCCGCAGUAUUCGCCGACCAGUCCGCAGUACAGUCCUACCAGCAGUUCGCAGUACUCGCCCUCGAGUCCACAAUAUUCACCGUCGAGUCCUCAGUACUCGCCAUCGAGUCCGCAGUACUCACCUUCGAGUCCGCAAUAUUCGCCAUCUAGCCCGCAAUAUUCGCCCGGAAAUGAUAUGUGAAACGAACGAGACGAUAAUUAAGUACUAUAAACUUAGUGAUAUUCUUCUUUAUUGUUACGAAAAGAGUUGUUUUCUAUUUUUACGCCUUAUUUGUACCGCGUAUCUUAAUUUUUUCUCUUAUUUUUUACGAAGGUUACAAUAUUAUUUUUCUUGUUUGGUCAGCCCUCCCCCCCCUCCUCCCUUUAAAGGUGUAAAAUUAUUACGUACGCUGCGCAUACCUACUUUCGACGAGGAAGUAGCUGGAAAAUAUGACGUGAUUGACGCGACGAACGACCGAUGUUUUAUAGUAUAUUUAUUAUUGUGAAUUAGCAGUAGUAGAUUUUUCUUUCUUUCUGUUUUUUAUUUUAUUUUACCUCUUUUGUAGAAAAAUUGUUCGAUACUUUUUUUUUCUCUCCACACUGAAAACCGUCGGAUUUCUACAUUGGUAUUUUAUAUUUUUAAUGUAUAUUUUUUUUCAACUUCGAAUAUAGGUUAUUCAGUUUUAAUGUU
Molecule: messenger RNA, 6508 nt
Organism: Planococcus citri (citrus mealybug)
Lineage: Eukaryota; Metazoa; Arthropoda; Insecta; Hemiptera; Pseudococcidae
Gene: RpII215
Product: RNA polymerase II subunit RpII215
Exons: 26
Coding region: 212-6019 (1935 amino acids)
Biological process (GO): transcription by RNA polymerase II
Cellular component (GO): RNA polymerase II, core complex
Molecular function (GO): DNA binding
Source: RefSeq, a predicted model, not a curated record